UUCCCCUAUAGCCAACGACACACUUUUCUUGAGAAAAACCGGUGAGAGGCUUGACUGAUUUCCUUCUUUUCUUGUCCAAGAACCCAUUUAGGAUUUCAAAAUUUCUCCCCUGCAGAAGAAAAAUUCAGAUCUGCUGUUGCUUCCUUCUCCCUCUGUCCGUUGGCCUCUGCUGUGUGAGGUUGAGUUCGGUUUUUAGUAAGAAAUAGCCAAGAAUUCGUCCUUUUAGCCUUGAUUCAAGUUGGGUUACUCUAAUUUCCUUUUUUUUCCUUCAAUUUUGGUGUUAGUUCUCUCCAAUUCCGGCCAGCUCUCCACACCGCUAGCUCCGGUUUCAGCUUGCUGGAAUUUUCUGGUCUGAUGGACAACUUCCUUUAAGUCCAAUUUCACCAAUUUAGCUGUUGUUUGAAUUUCCCUGUAUUGUCCGAAAUUUGCUGAAAGAUGGGGAUGAAUUCCGGUAGCAAUUAGAACAUUUUAAAUGUGUUUUGUUGCUUAAUUCAUGUAAAAUUUAGUUGAUUUGGGCUGUUGUGAUGUUGUGUAGGAGAAAUCCCGUGACUUAGCCAUUGUUGGCCAAAGUCGUGGGUCUCAAUUGGAAAAUUUGAAUUGAUGUUGGAUGAGGAAGGAGAAGAAUUGAUUGAUGAAGAUGAAGAUGAAGAAUUGAUCAACGAAGAUGGCAAGGAAAGGAACAGGAAGCAUACCUACUUGAAAUUUAAUUGAUUGUCCUGAUGAUCUGAAAGUGAUUGGUGAAUUAUGAUUUUCUGUUAACUUCUACCUGUUUUGUCUCCGAUAUGGUCAUGUUAUUCAUGUGCUCGCUAGUGGGAGGUUUAUAAACGCUAGCACAUGUCGACAUGUUACUGAUAGAACCGGUUCGUUUCUGUUAUCCUGCUAGUGGGAUUAUACACUAGUAAAUCGUGUGCUUGUCA
Molecule: messenger RNA, 917 nt
Organism: Rubroshorea leprosula
Lineage: Eukaryota; Viridiplantae; Streptophyta; Magnoliopsida; Malvales; Dipterocarpaceae
Source: the annotation of a GenBank genome assembly